AUGGCUUAUUACUUAUAGAAGAGAUCAUAAUAAAAAAUAAGAGAUUAUGUAAUUUAAUUAUUAAAAUAUUUUAGUGGAGGUGGAUAUUACAGCAAUUAAGGUUUAAAGGUUGGUUAUUGGACAGAUUUGUGUAAUUGUUUCUACCUGUAUUAAAUAUAUUAGAUAUUUAUGAUAUUAGUUACAAUGAGAUAAUUUAUUAAGGGUAUUAUAGAAAUGGGUUGAAGAAUGGUUUUUGGGAAAUAAAAAAUAGGAGAGAUAAUAUUGAAUAUUUUGAGAGAAUGUAAGAAUAUAAUAUUUUAAUGAUUAGAGGAGGUGGAUUUUAUGAUGAAUAAGGAAGAAAAAAUGGGGAAUGGAUAGAUUUGACAGACAAUUUCUAUCAGUAUAAAUUUAUACAUAAAAUAUAAUAUUUAAUUAGGAACAUUACUUAUUGUGGCAUAUAUUAAAAUGGUUAAAGGAUUGGUAAAUGGGAAAUUAAUCAUAGGAAUGGCAUUGAUAAACCAAAUAUUAUAUAGUAAACACUUAAUUAUAUAUUUAAGUGGUGUAGGAUAGUAUGAUGACAAUGGUUUUAAGAAUAAUAAAUGGAUAGAUUUAAGUGAUAAGUUCUAUUUGUAGUUUUAUUUGAGAAAUUAUUGAUAGAUAAAUUACAUAUGAUGGUGAAUAUCAAAAUGGUAAAAAGAUUGGCUUAUGGAAUACUAAUUAUAGUAGAACAAAAGUUGAACCACCUGAAAUAAUGUAAUUAUACAAUCUAAAUAUUUCUAGAGGAGGGGGAUAAUAUGAUGAUUAGAUGUUGAAAAAUGGUAAAUGGAUUGAAUUAAGCGAUAAUUUUUGGGAGUAAUUAUAUUUUACAAACUAUUAGAUAUUGUUAAGUUUCUUAUAAUGGGAUUUAUAAUAAUGGUAAAAAGUUUGGUUAAUGGAAUAUAAAUUAUAGAGAAAAUGGAUAGAUUAAAUUUUAUAAAAUGUUUGAAAUUUAUAUUUAAAUUACUUAAGUGGUGGAGGUAUCUACUAACAAUAAAGUUUGAAAGAUGGGGAAUGGGUUGAAAUAAGUGAUCAUUUUCAGGAGUACUAAAUAUUUCAUUCUUACAUAUUAGAGAUCGUUAAGUAGUAUAUAUAGGUGAAUAUAAAACUGGUUUAAAAUUUGGUAGAUGGAAUACCCUUUACAGGAAAAAUUCUGAAAACCCAUUUUAACAUAUGUAAUAAUUAAUAUAACGAUCUUAGAGGAGGUGGAUCAUAUGACAAUAAUGGGUUAUAAAUAGGUAAAUGGAUUGAAUUAAGUCAAAAUUUCUAAGAGUAUAUAAAAUUUUGUGAAAGUGUAGAAAUUUGUAAAUCUUCUACAAAGGGGAGUUUAUAAAAGGUUAAAAGAUUGGAUUAUGGGACACUAUUUAUAGAAAAAAGAAGGAUGGUUAAUUAGAAUUAAUGUAAAUUAAACUCAAUACCCUUAGUGAAUAUGGAUUAUAUGAUUACAUUGGUUAAAAAAAUGGAAAAUGGGUUGAGUUGAAUUUUGAUUUCUAAGAGGAUAAUUAAGUUAUAUGUAUUGGAG
Messenger RNA from Paramecium primaurelia, 1537 nucleotides. NCBI's taxonomy places the organism in Eukaryota, Ciliophora, Oligohymenophorea, Peniculida, Parameciidae. The record is from the annotation of a GenBank genome assembly.